AUGAGACUUUUGGCCAAUUGCCAUCAAGCUACGUCGAUAUUGGGAUUAACGAGUAAAUUAUUACUUAGAAGAUCAUUUUCUGCUACAAGUUUUAUUGCAAUUACUAGUACAAACAGUAAAAUGACUACUAGUGACGGUUCUUUCAAACCUCUGCCUGGACCAUCCGUCCAUGUGUCUGCUCAGAGUAAGGAUGUUUGGAGUAUCAUUAAUGAAGCAGCAGCUUCUGUUGAAUCCACCGGUAAGAAAGUGGUAAAUCUCGGUCAAGGUUUCUUUUCUUAUUCCCCACCGGACUUUGCCAUCGAAGCUGCCAAGAAAGCUCUAGAUGUGCCGGCAUUGAACCAGUACUCCCCUACUAGGGGUAGACCAUCUCUCAGAAAAGCUCUUGCUGAUUCAUAUUCGCCAUUCUUCAAUCGGACUUUGGACCCUGAGAGCGAAAUUGUUGUGACUGCUGGAGCAAAUCAAGGUAUGUAUGCUGCAUUUACUGCAUUCAUCAAUCCUGGCGAUGAAGUUAUUGUUUUUGAACCCUUUUUCGAUCAAUACAUUUCUAAUAUUCAGCUUCCGGGUGGAAAGGUUGUAUAUGUACCUUUACACCCUCCUUCUGAUGCUGCUACUCGAACUUCAUCGGCUGGGGAAUGGAAAAUUGAUUUCGACGAGUUGAAAGCCGCUGUCACUGAGAAGACCAGGAUUAUCGUACUCAACACUCCACAGAAUCCUACAGGAAAGGUAUUUUCUAGGGAAGAAUUAGAAAAGAUUGGUCAGAUCGCUGUUGAACACAACAUCAUCAUCUUAUCGGAUGAAGUAUACGAUCGUCUAUAUUAUACUCCAUUUGUAAGAAUUGCUACUUUAUCCCCAGAAUUGGCACGACUCACUCUCACUGUGGGUUCUGCAGGUAAGACGUUUAGUGCCACUGGCUGGAGAGUCGGCUGGUUGAUUGGACACCCCGAUCUUAUCAAAUACGUUGCGGCAGCAAAUACUCGUAUCGUUUUUACUGUAAACUCUCCUCUCCAGGAAGCUACUGCUAAGGCUCUGGUCCAAGCAGAGACCAAUACUUAUUAUCAUGAUAAUAUUGUCAGCUUUGAAAAGAAGUACAAGAUUUUCAAUGCUAUCUGGGAUGAGCUUGGUCUUCCUUACACAGUUCCCGAAGGAGGCUAUUUUGUACUGGUCAACUUUGCCAAGGUUCAAGUUCCUGAAGAUUAUGAGUUCCCUCCUGAGGUGACCCAUGGUAAGGCCAAGGACUUCCGUACUGCAUACUGGCUCAUUAAGGAGAUUGGGGUUGUUGCAAUCCCCCCUACCGAGUUCUACACCCCUCAAAAUGCUCAUCUAGCUGAAGAGUUCUUGCGUUUCGCUGUCUGCAAGGACGAUCAUAUCCUUGAAGAAGCUGUGGAGAAGCUUCGUGCUCUUAAGAAGUAUAUCAAGAGUUAA
This is a messenger RNA of Sugiyamaella lignohabitans, 1422 nucleotides long. It is a transcript of the gene BNA3, whose product is annotated as Bna3p. The transcript has a single exon. Gene Ontology annotation, molecular function: pyridoxal phosphate binding; L-kynurenine:2-oxoglutarate transaminase activity. The record is from RefSeq and is a predicted model, not a curated record. Bases 1 to 1422 code for a protein of 473 amino acids. Gene Ontology annotation, cellular component: cytoplasm; mitochondrion. Lineage: Eukaryota; Fungi; Ascomycota; Dipodascomycetes; Dipodascales; Trichomonascaceae. Gene Ontology annotation, biological process: biosynthetic process.